GCCACUCAAAUCCAGGAACUGAAACAUGAAGUGGAACAUCUACAGCUAGAAAAUGAAUACCAACUUCGAUUAAAAGCCAUGAACCAUUCUUUGAAGAUGAAGGAGAACACAGAUAAACACAAACAAGAAAUUGAAGAUCUGAAAGCGAAGAUUGGGCACCUCACAGAGGAGGAGACAUCUUACAAACAAAAGUUGUUACGAGAGUACGAAAGGUACGAAGAACUCCAGAAACAGAGCCAACUUAUGCAAGAUUCGUAUGAGCAACAGAUUCAGGAAAUGGAAACAACACAUCAGAAGGCUGUACAGGAAUUGGUAGAUUACUAUGAACACAGUCUCACUGAAAGAGAAACAAAACUUGAACAGGCUAAAGAUGAAGCUCAACUGAAACAACGAGAAGAAGAGGAGCUUAGGAAAUUGAUUGAAGAAGAGGCGGAUGAUGAAAUUGUUCAGCUUCGAACCAACUAUGAAAGGCAGCUGAGGCAAGAGAAAGAAACCAACAUGCAAUUACUUGGAGAUAAUUCUAUAUUAAAGAAAAAGUUUACAUCCCAGCAAAGAGAUGUUGAAGAACACAAGAAUGAAAUCCAACGACAACAUGCAGAACAACAGAAACUUCAGGGAAUCAUAAAAAAUCUAGAUAAAGAUAUUCACAGUUUGAAGCGUGAGGUUCAGGAGAGAGAUGAAACAAUUCAGGACAAGGAAAAACGAAUUUAUGACUUGAAGAAAAAGAACCAAGAACUAGAGAAGUUCAAAUUUGUUCUUGAUUUUAAAAUCCAGGAACUGAGACGACAGGUGGAGCCACGUGAAGAAGAGAUAUGCAACAUGAGGAUACAAAUCCAGGAUAUGGAAAACGAGCUGGCAAAGUUUCACCGAACCAACACGCACUUAGAGCUCAAUAUAUCAGAACUUCAGCAGAAGUUGAAGGUUACUGAAAAGGAUCUGAAAAAUGAAAAACUGAAGGUUCAUAACCUAGACCUAUCACUGGAUCGCUUCCGAACAGAACUUCAUGCCUGUGCUGGACUCUUGCAGGACCCCAAGAAACUUAAAGAAAGUGUUAAAACUCUAUACCAGAAGCAUGUUCAAGAUGUUCAGACUGACAGAAGUGCUGAAGACUUUGACCUUCAUGCCGAGUUCAGUCGACAGAGGGAUCACUUGGAGAGAUCCCUGGCUUCUCUAAGAAGAAAACUGUUGAAAGAUACAAGUAUUCACAGAACAGAAUACACGAAGGUGAUGCAG
Messenger RNA from Limulus polyphemus (Atlantic horseshoe crab), 1233 nucleotides. Its product is annotated as cilia- and flagella-associated protein 57-like. The annotation marks the transcript as partial. The transcript has 9 exons. The record is from RefSeq and is a predicted model, not a curated record. NCBI's taxonomy places the organism in Eukaryota, Metazoa, Arthropoda, Merostomata, Xiphosura, Limulidae.